This is a messenger RNA of Trichoplusia ni (cabbage looper), 901 nucleotides long. RefSeq lists its product as uncharacterized. The record is from RefSeq and is a predicted model, not a curated record. The transcript is spliced from 5 exons. Lineage: Eukaryota; Metazoa; Arthropoda; Insecta; Lepidoptera; Noctuidae. Bases 147 to 899 code for a protein of 250 amino acids.
AAACUCUUCAACUUUAUAUAUUAGUAUAUAUAGAUUCGGGUUGGGUCUAAAACUGGUCGGGCAAUCUCGAUAAAUACGUUUUUAAACUGUUUUAAUUGAAAUAACCUCUGAAUUUUCUCUAUAUAAGAGUAGUCUGUGACUAAUGCAUGGCUGCGUGUAACGGUAGCCAUGUUCAUUGGAAAUCAUCGAGUGAGCCAGAUAACACCAAUUUAUAUACCAAGAUGAAAUUAUUCUCCCUAAUAGUAGGCGUGGCUCUCGCAGGGGUAGUUCGCGCCAGCCAAUCAGAGGACGCCAGCAACGAGAACCAGCCAAUGGAAUCCCAAGAAAAUGACGCGGGAGUGAGACAGAUAGAUGUUCCCGAGGUCGUUUUACAGUUGAAGUAUAAUAGGGGAGAGUUGAAUAGGAUAUAUUUGACGCAGUUCAGAAAGGACGUGAAGGCUUGGGCGCCCUCAGUGACGGCUCGAAGCAACCUGUGUGCGGACCUCUGCCACGCAGGACUGGGUGGCGAGGCGUGUGGAUCGACCUGCUCCCAGCUGAUACCGGUGGGACUCCAGUCAGCUCUGGAGGAGACGAACCAGACGGCUGUAGUGUACGGACAUCCCCGCUCAUCCGUCUGUCCUGCGCUGUGCUCAAACCAGCUUGGUGAACCACUCUGUAACUGUGCCAAAUCGGAGGAAGAACAUGAAGUGGACUGGAGCGCUGUCUGCACCGCCUUCUGCUAUGAUGGAUAUGUUCUUAACGGAUGCCCAACCUGCGACCCAUCUUCCACCGAGACACCAGCUAUUUACAAAGCUCGCAUACUCACAACCUAUGAGGGUUGGGCGGCGUGGUGCGACGUGCAGUGCAGGCAAGGACAGGGCGGAGCAGCCUGCAACUGUUCCCGUACACCUUUCCAGUAAUG